GGACGGAGCACACACCCUUUAUUAUAGAAAACUGAAUGAGUAAAACUGAUAAAAGGAAAAUCUAUAAUGAGUACCGGCAUAAAUAUACAAAAAAAUCUAUACAGGAGAGCUAUACGAUACAUACAUAUGUUGUAUUUUUAUGUAAAGGGGAGAGUGCGCCACUCAAACAUUUCCAGCUAUAUUGCGUUAUCUAUAGAAUAUGAGUUUUGAAUUCUAAAUAGAAAGAAAUAAACUCAAAACGAAUUGAACACAUUGUACAUACUCGUAAAAAUGAAAAGAAAUGUGUUCUUUAAAUGAAUCAAUUGAAAAUAACAAAAACAACAACCACGAAUAUACAAAAAUUACAAAAAAUAAAUUAUAAAUUAAAUAAAAAUCACAAACUCAGCAGAGGCAAUACUGUGUGUUCGACAAAACUAAAGUGACAGUUUAUUGAAAAAAGUCGACGCAACCCGGUAGAAUAAAACGGAAAAUAAAAAUUAUUUAAAGAAAAAAAAUAAAUAAAAUAUUUGUGUAAGCUUUUUUUCUGUAGAAAGAAAACAAAAGCAGCAACUUAAAAAACCCUUAAAAUUUUUUAAGAAAUUUUGUGUAAAAAUCUUCCAAAAAUAAUGGAUUUCGAUUCCAAAUGUAUGCGUGUUUUGGGUACAGCCGCCAUUACCAUAGUGGGCUAUCAAUUGGUUACAAAAUUCCUACCCUGGUUGUAUAUUAAUAUAAUUGGUCCUAAAUUCUUGGGACCCAAAGUAAAUGUUUCACGUUUGGGCAAAUGGGCAGUAAUUACUGGUGCUACCGAUGGUAUUGGAAAAUCCUAUGCUAAAGCGUUGGCCAAAAAGGGUCUGAAUGUGGUGCUCAUCAGUCGAUCUCUUAGUAAAUUGGAAACUGUAGCCAAAGAAAUUGCUGAUGCUUACAAAGUUGAGACCAAAAUCAUUGAUGUUGAUUUCACCGGAGGUCAGGAAAUUUAUUCCAAAAUUAAACAGAACAUUGAAGGUCUGGAAAUUGGUGUUUUAGUAAAUAAUGUGGGGAUGAGUUAUUCCUAUCCUGAAUUCUUUGUUGAAUUCAGUCAACAGAAUCCACAAUUCUUAAGAGACAUUAUAUCGGCCAAUGUACACUCGGUGCUACAAAUGACCGCUUUAAUAUUGCCACAAAUGGUGGAAAGAAAGAAGGGUGCUGUAAUAAAUAUAUCAUCUACGGCUGGUGUUAUACCGAAUCCCCUAUUAACGGUAUAUAGUUCUACUAAGGCCUUUGUUGACAAAUUCAGUGCCGAUUUACAAACCGAAUAUCGUGCUCAAGGCAUUGUAGUGCAAAGUAUUCAACCCGGUUUUGUGGCCACCAACAUGACAAAAAUACGCAAAACCAGCGCCUUCGCACCCUCUGCCGAUACCUAUGUUGCGUCGGCUCUUAAAACUUUAGGCAUUGCCGAACGUACCGCUGGAUAUUUACCGCACACUCUUAUGCAAAACGCUCUCAGUGCUAUUGCGUGCAUUUUCUGUGAACAAUUUGCUAGUCAAUUAGUAUUUAAACAAUUACUCAAUACCCGCAAACGAGCUUUACGUAAUAUUGCCAAAAAACAAUAGUCAGUCAGUCCACAAAAUUAUUAAUGGGUAUCAUAAGAGCGGAGACCAAAGAGAAGCUAAUUAAAAUAAUGCAUUAUAAACAUUGUAAUUCUUCCUCUAGUAGUUUAAUUUAAUUUGCAUUCAAAUUUUAAAGGACUGGGUUUAAUUACUAAUUUUGUUUUGUUUCUUUAGGUGAAACAUUAUGUACGUAAUAUUUAUUUAAUUUUGCUUUUAAAAAGUGUCAUAUAUUUUUUUUAAUAAACAAAACACAAUUUUAAAACAGAAUUGUAAUUAAUAGAGUUUAAUUAGUAAAAGCAUGAGUGAAAGUAUUUCUCAUGGAAAUUGUUGUUAAUUUAUAGUUAAAAGAAAUUUAUUUAAUAGAAAUUUUUGAUUGGCUGUGCCGAAUCUUAUAUACCCUUCACCAAGUA
This is a messenger RNA of Lucilia cuprina (Australian sheep blowfly), 1975 nucleotides long. It is a transcript of the gene spidey, whose product is annotated as very-long-chain 3-oxoacyl-CoA reductase-A. Bases 606 to 1568 code for a protein of 320 amino acids. Gene Ontology annotation, molecular function: oxidoreductase activity. Lineage: Eukaryota; Metazoa; Arthropoda; Insecta; Diptera; Calliphoridae. Gene Ontology annotation, cellular component: endoplasmic reticulum. The transcript is spliced from 5 exons. The record is from RefSeq and is a predicted model, not a curated record.